AUGGCGUCUGCAUUCAUCACUUCCAAGAGCUCUGAAAGCAAAGAUAGCUUCGUUUACGGUCCCUUCAACGUAUUUGAUGCCUCUUGCAAAUUUCAGGAUGCACAUGAAUGGUCCCCGUCGGAUUGUAAGGAAGGCCAACGUGAUUAUAUCAAACCUCUAUGCAGCUACCCUCCAAGGUUCUCUAUGGGACCUGAAAGCAAGAUCCGAGAAAGGCUCACUCAAACGUCGUUUGUGGGUAUCCACAGUGAUCUCAGAGUUGAGAUUCUGCUGUUGGAUUUCUGGGAUAUUUACUUGAGCAAAAUUUUGACGGCAGUGGAUGAGACCGAGGUCAAUCCCUACAACCUGAUGUUGAGGGAGGCGCUGGACAAGCCUCAUGCAGCUGAGAUACAAAGCGCGCUUAUUCAUACAGUAUGUGCCAUGUGUUCCAGUUUCCUGUCAACCGAAGCCGGGUAUAACAUGAUCGCCCCCGAGUAUCAAGAUACCAAUUUCCACCAGUACUGGAAUUUCCAUAAGAUCAAGGGUCUUAGUUUUGUAUCCGCGUCAUAUUCAUGGAAAGAGGCUUCUUCGGGUGAAGAACUCAGUUUUUUGGUUGCAUCAAUUUACUUUCUGUUGACAACAGAUGUUUUUUACAGCUCAGAUGAGUGGCAGAUUCAUCUCAGGGGUGUGGUUGAAACUCUGAAAUCCAUCAGCCAUUGGGAUGAAAAAAGCCUUGUAUCGGUAGUGAGAGAGCCGGAUAGCGUAUCUGGUGCCUUGCUAUUCUUUGCCCAAAUGACAAAACUUGAUUAUCUGUUCAGCACACUCUAUCUAGUCAGUGACGAUGUCUGCAACAAGUAUAUGACAGUCAUGGAUCUGGAAUUCAUCAACUAUCCCGAAGAGCACAUGACUAGGUCUCUGAUGUAUCGCAAUACUGGAAUCACAUCCGGUAUGUUGAGAUGUCUGACGAACAUAGUAAAAUACUUACAGGUUGCGAACUCACCACAAGCUCGAGAACAAGCGGUUAUAGCCAUAGAACAAGAACUAAUUGACUGCGAGCCUCCAGCAUUCAAUAACAACUUGAAUUCUUUGAACUCGUUGAUAAUAUAUCAUCAGUCCGUGAUGUUUCAUACGGCUAUCAAGCUGCUUUUUAUGAGAGAGGUGAAACAGCGAGGCCCACAUGAUUUGCAAGAUCUGGUGAACUCUGGAAUUGACCACAUCGAAAUAAACGAGGAGAUUACAAAAGGUAUUACCGGUAUUGGCCUAUACUGGCCAAGUUUUGUCAUUUGUGUUGAAGCAGUGUCUUCAGAAAGUCAAGCAAGGGUCACUUCGUGGCUACAAACAAUAGAACCUCAUUGUGUGGACAGUAUGAAACGUGGAAAUCGAAUUAUCAAGAAGGUCUGGCAGAGGAGGCGAAAUGGGGACCAGAUUAGCUGGUUGAAGGUCAUACGAGAAAUUGAUCCGACACUAUUGUUGACUUGA
Messenger RNA from Kuraishia capsulata CBS 1993, 1455 nucleotides. RefSeq lists its product as uncharacterized. NCBI's taxonomy places the organism in Eukaryota, Fungi, Ascomycota, Pichiomycetes, Pichiales, Pichiaceae. The record is from RefSeq and is a predicted model, not a curated record. Bases 1 to 1455 code for a protein of 484 amino acids. The transcript has a single exon.